This is a messenger RNA of Heteronotia binoei (common prickly gecko), 2576 nucleotides long. It is a transcript of the gene STX4, whose product is annotated as syntaxin 4. The record is from RefSeq and is a predicted model, not a curated record. Gene Ontology annotation, molecular function: SNARE binding; SNAP receptor activity. The transcript has 11 exons. NCBI's taxonomy places the organism in Eukaryota, Metazoa, Chordata, Lepidosauria, Squamata, Gekkonidae. Gene Ontology annotation, cellular component: plasma membrane; endomembrane system; SNARE complex. Bases 173 to 1078 code for a protein of 301 amino acids. Gene Ontology annotation, biological process: exocytosis; intracellular protein transport; vesicle fusion.
UGUGCCCGUUCUACGAGCGUACGCGAAAGGGAGGAGGUGUAAUCGCGGGAGGGGUGGGCGAAGAGAGCACGGAGCGUGUACGCGCCUGCGCAGUUUCUCCUUUCCCUUCAUUCUAUUCCCCCCUCCCCUUCGCGUCGUUUCGUCCCUGGGGUGUAAAGGGGGAAAAAAAAAGAUGAGGGAUCGAACGCUCGAGCUCCGAGAGAAUGAUGACAGCUCUGACAAUGAAGAAGCGGAGCGUGAAAUGCUGGUUGUGCGGCCUGGAUCAGCAAAAUUCAAGGACGCCCCAGAUCCUACUGAUGAAUUCCUCCAAAUGACGCGUGGUAUCCGAGAGGCACUGAAGACUCUGGAAAGCAAAGUAGUAGAUCUAGAGAAACAUCAGAUCACAAUUUUGGCCACGCCACUUCCUGAAGAUAGCAUGAAGCAGGACCUACAGAAAUUACGUGAGGAGAUCAAGGAGCUGGCAAAGGACAUUCGGGCCCAUCUGAAGAAGAUUGAGCCCAAGAAGAGCGAAGAAGAUGAGAAUCGGAACUCUGUUAAAACCCGCAUGAAAAGGACCCAGCACGGGAUCCUGUCUCAGCAGUUCCUGGAUCUUAUCAAUAAGUGCAACUCGAUUCAAUCAGAGUACCGAGACAAGAACCUGGAACGGAUCAAGCGACAAUUGCAAAUCACUGGCAGUGGGGUGGUGACAGAUGAAGAGCUCGACCAGAUGCUGGAGAGUGGGCAGACAGAGGUGUUUGUCUCCAAUAUCAUGAAGGACACGCAAGUGACGAAGCAGGCGCUGAAUGAAAUUGAGACACGGCACAGUGAGAUACUCAAGCUGGAGCGCAGCAUCCAGGAGCUGCACGAAAUGUUCAUGUACCUGGCCACGGAGGUGGAGUUGCAGGGAGAGAUGAUUAACCGGAUAGAGAAGGCCAUUCUGGACUCUGAGGACUACGUCAAAAAAGGGCAGAUUCACCUCCACACAGCUCAGGAGAAUCAGAAGAAAGCCCGCAAGAAGAAGGUCAUGAUCGUCAUCUGCCUGAGUGUCACGGUGCUCGUCAUCAUCGCCAUCAUCUGCAUAGCAGUUGUGGCUGGCUAGAAGGGUUCCUGGUUCCAUCUCCCUCUUUGUGCUGCGCUGUCGGAGCCCGCUGGAUUUCAGUUUUUGGCUUCGUCUGAGUUCUGGAACUGCUGCUUCCCCCUGCUGGGAGGCCUUUGCACUGAAAAAGGGCUGGUGGAGACGCUUCAUGCCUUCAUCCAGUCGUGAAAGCACAAGCUGCCUGUGGCUGCCACCUUCCCGGCUACCCAAAAUCUAGACUCUCCUGUGUUUUCUUGCAGGAUGAAAUAAUUUCUGGGGGCGGGGUACAAAGUGAAGCCUGUUCUGCAUUGACUCUUGCCUUUCUGGAUUUCACGCAAUUUGUUCCUCCUUUGGUUUGUAACAUUUUGGUCCUAUAUUUGUGUGUUUCACCCACAGUGCAGUUCUUUGUCCCUGACCCAGCCGCUCACAAACUGACACUUCCUCGGUCAGCCAAUUUUGUUGCAGAUUCCCCAUGAGUAUUCCCCUCCCCCUCGAGUUCAGGCAGGGCAUCUUCUUGAGAGUUGACCGAGUUCUCGCCCACCUUCUCAUCUUGAUCAUGGCCACUGUUGCCUUUUUUUGGUGACCUUUUUCUAAUCACUGCCUUGGAGGAAGUGACCAGUCUGCCAUAAUUUCCUUCUCCCUUCCUCCUUCACGCCGUGCCACUUUAGAGCUGUCCUCUCCCCACACAGGAUGGUCUUUGCGUCUUAACAGGGAGCAGGGAGGCUUCGGGUAUUCUGUAAAACCUGGGUUGGGGCGGGGGGCGGGGACUGGAUGUUCCCUUGCCCCCACGGAGCCAAUCCUGUUUGAUGUGCCUAUGACAAGAGAAGCAGAAACCUGAAUCUGCAAUAUCUAGCACUCGACUGCCUUCAUUCAGAGCAUCUUUUGUGGGGGUUUUCUCUUUGAAAGAGGCCUAGACUGUGGGCCUAUAAAGGUCUGUUUGCCUGAAGCAGAGAGUUGUGAGCCAGGACAGUCCAUUGGCUUUCGCUGAGUUUUCUAGCUACUGCUUUCUGUCUUAAAGUCAGGCCAUCCUCAGCACCUCCUGUUUUCCGUCCACGUCCAGCCCCUCCCAUUGGACACCUGUGUCCAUACGCCUCUGUUCCUUGGACUCGCUUGUUUCCAAUGUAGAAUGACUUGAAAGCAAUCACAGUGUCAUGCUGAGAUGGAGUGGGACAUGCCCACGAGUUUUGCAUUCACUUCCUCAGCAAGCCAGGAUGCUUCCUUGGAACUCACUGGCUCAAAAGCACGUCCAAGAGCCCAGGCAGGCCCAAGGUUGGGGCUAGGAGCUGAUGGGUUAUAGCAAAGGAAGAACCGGGCACCCAGGGUUUGUUAAUUGAAUGGAAGCAGAGCCUGCUCGUCCUCAUUUCUGAACAAUUAGAUAUUUUACUACUUGGGAGGUGAAGGGAAAAACCCCCAGUUGAAAUCAAAGUAUUGAGCAAACUGUUCCAGGUACCUUGGAGAAAAGCAGCCUGACUCAGAUUAUUUUGUAAUAUAAAAAUAAAAGUACUUUUUAAAACCUCUCGAA